Molecule: messenger RNA, 1907 nt
Organism: Pyrus x bretschneideri (Chinese white pear)
Lineage: Eukaryota; Viridiplantae; Streptophyta; Magnoliopsida; Rosales; Rosaceae
Product: protein IQ-DOMAIN 21
Exons: 4
Coding region: 302-1726 (474 amino acids)
Molecular function (GO): protein binding
Source: RefSeq, a predicted model, not a curated record
CUCUCUCUCCUCACAACACUACUACUCCCUUCCCCAUUCGGCACUCCAUCUCUCUCUCUCUCUCUCUCUCCGAGACAUUUUUCACUCUCUCUCUAGAUCUCUCUUCAAUCUUGAUAUUAUCAGCUCAUUUCCUCUGUUUAAUUUGUGAGCGACACUACUUCCCAACAAACAGAUAGAUAUAUACGUCUGAACUCUGUAUUCUAAUAUAUAUAUAUGUAUACGCGCGCGCGCGCGCUUUCGUGAGAUGAGAGGAAUAUGGUGACGGCAAUGAGAGGUUAAUCUUUUGACCGGCCGGCCGGAGAUGGGGAAGAAAGGAAGCGGCUGGUUCUCCUCCGUUAAGAAAGUCUUCAAACAUUCUUCUAAGGACUCGCCCGACAAAAAGAAGGAGAUCGGUGAGAAAUGGCAGCAUGAUGCCGCGGAGGUGGUGUCAUUUGAGCAUUUUCCAGCGGAGAGCUCGCCGGACGUAACGAACGAUGAGAGAACAACCGAAUCUUCAACUCCUCUAAAUAAUGGUCAUCAAGAUAGAAGCCACGCCAUUGCUGUUGCUGCUGCAACUGCUGCUGCCGCUGAAGCAGCUGUUGCCGCGGCACAAGCUGCCGCUAAAGUUGUCCGAUUGGCCGGUUAUGGCCGUCACUCUAGGGAAGAACGAGCUGCAAUCUUCAUUCAGUCAUAUUACAGAGGCUACCUAGCUCGGCGCGCUUUGCGUGCAUUGAAGGGAUUGGUGAGGCUACAAGCAUUGGUGAGAGGAAAUAACGUUCGGAAGCAGGCACAAAUGACGAUGCGAUGCAUGCAGGCAUUAGUGCGUGUCCAAGCAAGGGUACGAGCUCGACGGCUCGAAUUAACCAAAGACAAGCUUCACAAGAAGGAGGAUGAUCAGGAAGAUUACGAUGAAGAUGAAGAGGAAAGAAGAGCUUUGAUGGAGGAAGAAGAGCAAAAGUCCAAGAGUCCUCUGAAAAAAUAUGAAAUGCAAAGUGCGAAUGGGAGUAGGCAUCAAAGGCGUCAAAGUUUCAAGGAAAAUGCUUCAAGGAAGCAUGAUGCUGCGGUCAAAAGAGAGAGGGCUCUCGCUUAUGCUUAUAGCUAUCAAAGACAACAACUUCUUCAGUCAAGUCCGGAUGGACCUGAAUUUGGGCUCCAGCCCAAUAUGCCCGAUAAGGCCCAAUGGGGAUGGAAUUGGCUCGAGCGGUGGAUGUCAUCGCAACCCCACCAAGACCGCCACUCAGGCCCACGAGAUACCUCCUACGGAACACCCAUCACCACUACGACUGCCAGCGACUUGUCGGAGAAGACAGUUGAAAUGGACAUUGCCGCACCUUCAAGCUCGCCUCACGUCAAUAUGAGCCGACUCAAUCCAGACAUGAUUGAUUCAGACAUGUAUUCAAUCCGGCAACAACGCCAGCAAGGGUCGAAUAACAUCCCGAGUUACAUGGCCCCGACCCAAUCUGCCAAGGCCAAGGUCCGAGGCCAAGGCUCGGGCAAGCAGAUUAGCCCGCCAACUCCCCAAUGGAACCCUUCAACGAGGAAGGGGUCGGUUGUUGGGUCUGGGUGUGAUUCGUCGAGCUCGGGCGGUGGGACAACAAACUACCUGAUCCCAAGAAGCCCAAGCCCGAAAAGUAGUGGGCCGCGUGGGCUGGCUAGAGGGGCUGUGGGCUUUGGGCCUGAUUCACCCCACGGUGAUGAUUGGGGCCUGCCGCUUGCUGUUCACAGUUGGAGACAUGAUUUCGGUUAGUUGUAAGUUAAUAUGUGGUGUGACAUAAAUUUCCAUUUGCAAGACUUUUUGUUUAUAAUGUGUGGAAAAAACAUUGUAUUAUUUAUUUUAAUUGUGUUAUGGACAUGGAUCCACGAGGCUUUGUAAUAAUAUAAUAUUAAUUUAUUGUGAAAUAUUAUAUAAAAUUGUGUCUUUAUGUAUC